AUGACGGACGCAUCCAAGCGAGCGAGCGCGCUCAAGCCGCUGCACCUCCCCGUCUUCGUCGACGCUUCCGCCGGUGUCGACAAGUCCUACAUUCCCGAGACCGACGAGCGCGGAUACACCAUCCUCAAGGGUGACGCACGCUUCGAUGUGACGCCCAAGCCUUUCCUCGCAAACGAGGACGCAGACGUCGGCCGCAAGCGCAAGCAGCGCAUCCCAUACCUCGAGGGCAUCCGCGGUCUCGUCGCAUUUCAAACACUGCUCUGGGUCUUUUUCCGCCUCUUCGCUCCUGCCAUCGUCACGGACCGCGACAUGGACGGCACCUUCCCGGCAGAAUUCACCAAGACCUGCCCUGCAUGGAUGAACGUACUGCGCAAGGUGCUCAGCCCGCUCAUGUUCAACGGCAGCCUCCAGGCCAACAUGUACAUCAUCCUCAUGGGCCGUGUCGGUCUGCAGACCUUCCUCGAGAGGAGGGACGGCCUCACGCUCGCGGGUCCCGGCUUCCGCCGCCCUUUCCGACUGAUCCUGCCGCUCGCCAUCGCACUUGCCCUCACCUCCGUGGUCGCCGUGCUCGGCGGCUUCAAGUACGCCAGCCAGAUGGCCGACAAGCUCAACAACCCGCUCGCACAGCCUCCCAAGGUGUGGGAGUCGACCGUCGUUUACGUCAACACUGUCGUCUCCUUCGUCUUUGCUCCUUACGCAUACACCACCUCGGUUGCCAGCACGUACAUGCCUCCCGGUGGCAUCAUGUGGUUCACCUCGGUCGUGUUCCAGCAGACCUACGUCCUGAUGGUGUACGCAUGGGUGCUUCCUUUCACCAUCUUCCGCUGGAAGAACAUCGGUCUGGUCAGCUUCAUCAUCCUCUCCGCUUGGAUGGGUCGCUGGUCGUGGUACACGCUUACGGGCCUCGCCAUCGCCGAGUACUCGACUGUCUACCUGCAGCUCAUCCCCGCCGAGGGCAUUCCGCUCAACUCUGCCAGGACCAAGUUCAUGAACCCCAAGCUCAUUCCCACCAUCUUCAUCGCGCUCGGCGUGCUGUUCAAGUACCUCUGGAUCUCUGCCUUCCCCUCGAUGUUCUACAACGACUACAUUGGUCACAUCGAUCUCAACACGGGUACGCUCAACCGUCACUGGGACUACAACAACAUCGCCUACCCGCGAUGGGACGACUGGUUCCUUGCCACUGGCCUGCUUGUUCUCGUCGAGCUUAGCCCGGCGCUGCAGCGUUUCUUCUCGGCUCGAGUCCUCACCUACUUUGGACGUCUCGGCUUCUCGAUUGCCAUGGUCUCGGGUACCGUCAUGCUCAGCCUUGGCAGUCUCUUCUACAGCCACCUCACCGAGAGCCUCGGCUGGACCAGCCCGGCAAAGAUCACGGCCGCCCUCUUCUUCUCGAUGGUUCCGCUCUCCGUGCUGGCAUGCGAUGUGUGGUCCAGGGUUGUCGACGACGCCUCGCUCGCGUUUGCCCGUGGCGUCUUCCACUUCUUCCGCACCUGA
Molecule: messenger RNA, 1491 nt
Organism: Moesziomyces antarcticus
Lineage: Eukaryota; Fungi; Basidiomycota; Ustilaginomycetes; Ustilaginales; Ustilaginaceae
Exons: 1
Coding region: 1-1491 (496 amino acids)
Source: RefSeq, a predicted model, not a curated record